Messenger RNA from Tarenaya hassleriana, 1222 nucleotides. RefSeq lists its product as uncharacterized. The coding region runs from base 190 to 1056 and encodes 288 amino acids. NCBI's taxonomy places the organism in Eukaryota, Viridiplantae, Streptophyta, Magnoliopsida, Brassicales, Cleomaceae. The transcript has 9 exons. The record is from RefSeq and is a predicted model, not a curated record.
CCUGUAAAAUCAUACGAUCCCUCGAUUUUUGAAGAUAAGGAUUGAGUCUCUGACAUGACAUGUUCAUCACCAUGUGCAUUGCCACCAUAAACCCCUCUCUCUCUCUCCCCUUUGUUCAUUUACAGUCACAUUACAUCGGUUUCUGGCCUCUCGACUGAGAAAAUUUCGGAUAACCCAUGAGAGUAAAACAUGAGGCAGUCACCAUGGGCUUGCACAAUCUUCAUCCAGUUGUCUCUCUGCGUCGCCAUUUACGUGUCUCUGCAUCUGGGUCGCUCCUUGUUGUUCUCGGACGCUGACAAUGGCAGACAUCUCGAUCUUCACUUCAUCACUGUCUCCGGUGGCUCCAGGCCUCUCCACCAACAAAACCGUCUUCUCAAACUGAUGGGGAGCGUUGCGAGAUCUUACAACGCAAGGGUUGUGGUGAGCAUUAGCGAUAUUGGAGACAAAGAUCCGCUCUUUCGAAAUGCCACUCGUGUGUCCUCUUCUCUGAAACUGCCAUGGUACAUUACAGGAGAUUCGAGAGAAAACGAAUCUGGAUAUUUCACGAAACGCAUCAAACUGCCUAUCGGAGGAGCAUUAGAUAUAGUUUUCAUAGCAACUGGUUCAUCACAACAGCAUGGCCCGACCAAUACUGUGUCGGAUGGCUCAGGGAGCAGUCGGGUAAACGAGCUGACAAGGGCUCUGAAAGCAGCUAAUGCAGAUUGGCGCAUUGUUGUCGGAUCUGAUCCAUUGUUCGUGGAUAUGCAAGGUAAGGAACCCAAGGAAGUGGAGCAGGUUGAUGAAACGUUUCAUCAACUCUUGAUCGACAAUGGAGUGAACGUAUACCUGAGCGAUAAAGGCUGCAUCAACGGAACUAACCAAACCGGCAUAGCUUGCAUCGUCGUUCCUACCCCAACGGAGAAUAGACGCUCAUCGUCGAGUACUAAGAGAAAAAAGGAAGAUGGGUUUCUUCUGCACAGACUGAGCUUCUCAGAUCUUUUGACUUCUUUCAUCGGCUCAUCCGGAGUGGUCGUGGACACGAGAUCAGUUAAGCAGAAGGGCAAAGAGGCUAUGUAAAGCUUCUCUAUUAUGCAGACAGAUUUUUUGCAUUUUUUUAUAAUGUUGAAAGUUUAUAUGAACUUUUUGUCCGACUACAUCUCCUAAUAGAUCAUCUUUUCCAAGUAAAGAUUCGAACUCACCUUUGUUCUCUUUUUUACCGGUUGAGUCAACCAAUUUUGGGUUA